Molecule: messenger RNA, 888 nt
Organism: Drosophila grimshawi
Lineage: Eukaryota; Metazoa; Arthropoda; Insecta; Diptera; Drosophilidae
Gene: Ccs
Product: copper chaperone for superoxide dismutase
Exons: 3
Coding region: 39-830 (263 amino acids)
Biological process (GO): removal of superoxide radicals
Molecular function (GO): copper ion binding
Source: RefSeq, a predicted model, not a curated record
UUAUUAUUGUUUUGGACCCUUGUCCCUAAGCAACGCAAAUGGACUCCACUAAGAUUGAGUUUGCAGUUCAAAUACGCAAAAAUGACAAAUCGGACGUAGAUAAGCUGCGAGAAGCUCUGGAUGGCUUGGGUCAUGUCGAAAUCGAUGCGAUCGAGGGACGCGUGAUUGUGCAGACCACAUUCCCGUGGUCGCAGGUGCAGGACAAAAUCGAAUCCUCUGGUCGGCGUGCUGUGCUCUCAGGCUUUGGUGGUGAAUCCGCUGUAGCACUUGUCAAUACAACAGGCUGUGUCGUUGACCGGACACCUGUGCAGGGUGCAGUGCGAUUCACAACAAUUACUGCAAAGCAAGCUGGCGUUGUUGUGGAUGGCGUCGUAGAUGGAUUGGCGCCCGGGCUACAUGGCUUUCACAUACACGAGAGUGGAGAUGUAUCCGAGGGCUGUGCAUCAGUUGGCGAGCACUACAAUCCACGUAAAUCGCCACACGGUAGCCCAGAUGCGGCGGAAAAUAAACGACAUGCCGGAGAUUUGGGAAAUAUACGUGCGGAUGAUACGGGCCGCGCAACAUUCCGUUUUGUAGACAGCGGCUUGGAGAUUUGGGACAUCAUUGGACGUGCUGUGGUCAUAACUGCCAAUGCAGACGACCUGGGUUGCGGUGACAAUAAACAAAGUCUAAUUGAUGGCAAUUCAGGGGAGAGAAUUGCGUGCGGCAUUAUUGCCCGUUCGGCUGGCAUAUUGCAGAACUUUAAGCGGAUUUGUGCCUGUGAUGGAGUUACGCUUUGGGAUGAACGCAAUAAACCGCUGGCGGGCAAGGGACGUUCCCAAAAGCUUUAAUUUUUUAUUUUAUUGUUGAAGAAAUUGUAAAAAUAGAUGUAAAGAAUUGCUAUAAUUA